Eptesicus fuscus (big brown bat) is the source of this 2437-nucleotide messenger RNA. Its product is annotated as protocadherin alpha-1-like. Bases 17 to 2437 code for a protein of 806 amino acids. Gene Ontology annotation, biological process: homophilic cell-cell adhesion. Gene Ontology annotation, cellular component: plasma membrane. Gene Ontology annotation, molecular function: calcium ion binding. Lineage: Eukaryota; Metazoa; Chordata; Mammalia; Chiroptera; Vespertilionidae. The record is from RefSeq and is a predicted model, not a curated record. The transcript has a single exon.
GUGUGGUGCUUUUGCGAUGCUGUAUCCCAGGCGAGGAGGCAAGGGAGCCCGGCGCCUGCUGCUCUCUCUUCUGCUUCUUGCAAUCUGGAAGGCGGGGAGCGGCCAGGUCCACUACUCGGUCCCCGAGGAGGCCAAGCACGGCACCUUCGUGGGCCGCAUCGCGCAGGACCUGGGGCUGGAACUGGAGGAGCUGGUACCGCGUCUGUUCCGGGUGAUGUCCAAAGACCACGGGGACCUCCUGGAGGUAAAUCUGCAGAAUGGCAUUUUGUUUGUGAAUUCUCGGAUCGACCGCGAGGAGCUGUGCGGGCGGAGCUUGGAGUGCAGCAUCCACCUGGAGGUGGUGGUGGAGAGGCCGCUGCAGGUGUUCCACGUGGAGGUGGAGGUGAAGGACAUUAACGAUAAUCCACCAGUCUUCAGAGAGAGAGAACAAAGGUUAUUUAUUCCUGAAUCUAGACUGCUGGGAUCGCAUUUCCCGCUAGAGGGCGCUGUUGAUGCCGACAUUGGCACUAAUUCUCUGCUAACGUACACUCUCAGCCCCAGUGAUUAUUUCUCGUUGGAUAUACAGGCAAGUGAUGAACUGAGUAAGUCACUUGUGCUUGAAUUGAGGAAAGUUUUGGACAGAGAAGAAACACCAGAACUUCAUUUAUUACUGACAGCCACUGAUGGGGGCAAACCUGAGCUGGAAGGUACAGUUCAACUGCUGAUAACGGUGCUCGACGUUAAUGAUAACGCCCCAUUGUUUUCUCAGGCCGUGUACAGAGUCCAUUUACUAGAAACUACAGCAAAUGGAACAUUAGUAACCACAUUAAAUGCCUCUGACGCUGACGAAGGUGUAAAUGGAGAAAUUGUCUUUUUCUUUGGCAGUGAUGUUCCUGUUAACAUUAGAAAGAACUUCAAAAUUGAUUCCAGCUCAGGAGAAAUUAGGCUACUUGGCAAACUGGAUUAUGAAGAAACAAAAUCCUACGAAAUUCAGGUAAAAGCAGUUGAUAAAGGAAGUCCUCCAAUGUCAAAUCACUGCAAGGUUUUUGUGAAAGUGCUGGAUGUAAAUGAUAAUGCUCCAGAACUGGCGGUCAGGUCCUUGUCCUUGCCAGUCGGGGAGGACGCCCCCCUCGGCACCGUCAUUGCCUUCAUCUCCGUGUCCGACCCGGACUCCAGUGUCAACGGGCAGGUGACCUGCACCCUGACACCGCAUGCCCCCUUCAAGCUGGUGUCCACCUUCAAGAAUUACUACUCUCUGGUGCUGGACAGCUCCCUGGACCGCGAGAAGCUGUCACACUACGAGUUGGUGGUGACAGCGCGGGACGGGGGCUCGCCUUCGCUGUCGUCCACAGCCAGCGUGUCCGUGGAGGUGGCCGACGUGAACGACAACGCGCCGCUGUUCCCGCAGCCCGAGCACACGGUGUUCGUGAAGGAGAACAACCCGCCCGGCUGCCACAUCUUCACGGUGUCCGCGCGGGACGUGGACGCGCAGGAGAACGCGCUGGUGUCCUACUCGCUGGUGGAGCGGCGAGUGGGCGAGCGCGCGCUGUCGAGCUACGUGUCGGUGCACGCGGAGAGCGGCCAGGUGUACGCGCUGCAGCCUCUGGACCACGAGGAGCUGGAGCUGCUGCAGUUCCAGGUGAGCGCGCGCGACGCGGGCGUGCCUCCUCUGGGCAGCAACGUGACGCUGCAGGUGUUCGUGCUGGACGAGAACGACAACGCGCCUGCGCUGCUGCCGCCUGGGGCGGGCGCUGGGGGCAGCGCGGUGAGCGAGCUGGUGUCGCGGUCGGUGGGCGCGGGCCACGUGGUGGCGAAGGUGCGCGCGGUGGACGCGGACUCGGGCUACAACGCGUGGCUGUCCUAUGAGCUGCUGCCGGCGGCGGGUGGUGCGCGCAGCCCGUUCCGCGUGGGGCUGUACACGGGCGAGAUCAGCACGACGCGCGCCCUGGACGAGGCGGACUUGCCGCGCCAGCGCCUCCUGGUGCUGGUGAAGGACCAUGGCGAGCCGGCGCUGGCGGUCACGGCCACCGUGCUGCUGUCGCUGGUGGAGAAUAGCCAGGCGCCAAAGACCUCUUCGCAGACUCUUGGCGCCGCGAACGCGGAGGCGGCGCUGGUGGACGUGAACGUGUACCUGAUCAUCGCCAUCUGCGCGGUGUCCAGCCUGUUGGUGCUCACGCUGCUGCUGUACACGGCUCUGCGGUGCUCGGUCCCGCGCACCGAGGGUGCUUGCGGGCCGGGGAAGCCCGUGCUGGUGUGCUCCAGCGCGGUGGGGAGCUGGUCUUACUCGCUGCAGAGGCGGCAGAGGGUGUGCUCUGGGGAGGGGGUCCCCAAAACGGACCUCAUGGCCUUCAGCCCCAGUCUUCCUCCGGGUCCGAACAUGUCGGAAGAAAAUGAACAUCCAGAAGUAAAUUCGGAACAUUCUGGUAAUGUAAGUCCAACUUUCAAACUUUGCCUUUAA